AUGAUCAUUCUCACUCUUGCUACGAUCGCUGUGGCGUCCAUUAUCUGGUGGCGCCUUUCUAUACAGCCCCCCGUAAACAAAGACGCUCUUGCUCAUAUUCCAGAAGUUCGUUUCGAUGAGAAUGAUACACCUGAGCGGUAUGCCCAGGACUCGCGGUCUCUCUUGUUUAAAUGCUAUGACAAGUACCUGCGCAAUGGGAUCCCCGUCCAAAUGCGAAACCCCAUUGGGGAGCUAGGCCCACAGGUCCUGCUGCCUAUGAAGUAUCUAGAUGAAGUUAAAUAUGCAUCGACUCAUCUUUUCAGCUUUCCUCUAUUCUCAGAGAAGGUGUUUCUUCUCAGUUACAGCGAUGCGCCGCAACAGACGGAUGCGGCAGCGCAUGUAGUUCGCGUGGAGUUGAGAAAGAAUCUCGGUAUGCUAGCAAACGGCAUGUACCAGGAGGCGGUAGAAGGAUUGCAGGCAAAUCUACCUGAUUGCAAGGAAUGGAACACCGUCCCGGCUUAUAGCCUCCUGGCCAAUGUGACAGCCCGGGUAACCGCGCUGGCGCUAGUGGGACCCGAGCUCUGUCGGAAUCGCGAAUGGAUUGAUAUCUCGCUCCAAACCACCUUUGCCAUAUUCAACGCCGCAUUUACCAUUCGCGCCAAGUACUCCCCUGGUUGGAGAUGGCUGGCUCGCUGGCAGAGCGAUGCUCCAAGGAAGAUGCGGGCGAUGCGGGCCAGAGCAGUCGAGUUGCUUUCUCCUUGUUAUGAAGAACGAAUAACAGCUGUAAAGGAACGCAGUUCCCGGAAUUACAUUGAUUGUCUGCACUGGCUGCUUAAUAUGAAUACAGGCGACAAGUCGCUUGGUCAAAUCGCGGACGAACAGCUGUUUCUGACUGUUGCAUCUAUGCAUACCACCUCUUCAAGUCUGACAUCGGUCCUGUACGAUCUGCUCAUUCGCCCAGAGUAUUGUGCUGAGAUUACUCAGGAGGUGCACGACGCUUUGGCAGAGUGUGGUGGAAACUGGACCUUACAGCAGGUGGCCAAGAUGAAGAAGUUGGAUAGCUUCAUGAAGGAGAGUCAGCGGGUCCAUCCCAUCGGCUUUACGGGUGUGAUAUUCCAAUUUCCCGCCGACGCGGUGCACCACGAUCCAGAAAUCUACCCGGAUCCGAACCGGUUUGAUGGCUAUCGUUUUCUUCGUCUCCGAGAGACGGUCAAUCCAAAUCGUUUUCAUUUUGCGUCGGUCUCCGAUACAAUGCUGGGGUUUGGAGCUGGUUCCCACGCUUGUCCGGGAAGGUUUUUUACUGCACUGGCCAUCAAGCUGAUCCUGGUGGUGCUUUUGACCCAGUAUGAAGUCAAACUGGCGGACUCCAAGGAUGGAUGUCGGCCGCCAAGUACAUUUCAUGACUUUAACAUGGGUCCCAGCCAAGAGGCCAAGAUCAUGCUGCGGAAUAAGUUUCACGGUUGA
Molecule: messenger RNA, 1443 nt
Organism: Aspergillus pseudoviridinutans
Lineage: Eukaryota; Fungi; Ascomycota; Eurotiomycetes; Eurotiales; Aspergillaceae
Product: cytochrome P450
Exons: 6
Coding region: 1-1443 (480 amino acids)
Molecular function (GO): oxidoreductase activity, acting on paired donors, with incorporation or reduction of molecular oxygen; iron ion binding; monooxygenase activity
Source: RefSeq, a predicted model, not a curated record